Trypanosoma theileri is the source of this 1542-nucleotide messenger RNA. RefSeq lists its product as uncharacterized. The record is from RefSeq and is a predicted model, not a curated record. Lineage: Eukaryota; Euglenozoa; Kinetoplastea; Trypanosomatida; Trypanosomatidae. The coding region runs from base 1 to 1542 and encodes 513 amino acids. The transcript has a single exon. Gene Ontology annotation, molecular function: nucleic acid binding.
AUGCCAAACGAACCCAUGUCGUUCCUACCAGAGUUCAUUCCAUUGGCAAAACAAAAGGAGAUGUUUGCCGUCUCUUCCUGGCGGGAAUCCCCGCAGGUGACCCCCGCCGCUGCGGCCACGGCGGCCGCCCUCCCAACACUCCCCAGUCCAGCCACACUGCCGGCCGCGCAGUGCGAGAGGGACAACAACAACCCGCCGGGGAAGUCCCACCGCUCCCGCCGGGGACGCGGACGGGCAAAGACGAGCGCCGCCCAGCGACAGCAGGAUGCGGAUGAUUACUUCGUCAACUGCGUCCUGCCGCCGGGGGUGAGCUUCGCGACCCUCAAGUCGGAGUUACUUCUUCUCUCCACCACUCCACUCCGCGCGUAUGAUAUUGGCUCCCCGCACACACUCUUCCCACGACGCAACGGCGGGAGUGCCGGCGCCGCUGCGGAGACCGGCAACGCCGACAACGGCAGUGUGGCGGCCGCGAACACAUCCACCGCCACUCCACCACCACCACAGCAACAACAACAACAGCAACAAACCACAACUUCCAACGCCACUUCUACGGCAGAAACGCCAACAGGCGCCAGUGCGGCACAGGGGCGAAAAAAGUUAAAACCAAAUACCGUGGAACCCUCACCAUUUCGCACGCCUAUGGUGUCUGCGGGUAUGACGGCGGGUGAUGAUUAUGAGUCGCCUGGUGCCUCACUGCCGGAUUUAUCUCUCCCACCGUCUGUUCCAUCUGAGAUUCUUCUAAAAGGUCAUCUCAUCUCCAUCUUAUUUGCAGAAAGCAAUGAGGCGGAGAAGGUGGCAGAGAUGUUAUUAAAGAAGUGGCCUCAGGCAACAGUAGCUAUUGUGUCUCGUAAUCGCUCUGUACUCAAUACCUCACUCGUGUUAAAAGGAUUACCAAGUCUUGCAAAGACAGAACGUAUUAUUGAGGAACUUGAAAAAGUAAUUCCACAGAAACCAUCCUAUAUUCGUCUCCACCGUGGAGAACGUGGAGUGUUUAAGAAUGUUGUCUUUGUGAAGUAUCAUAAUCGUGAGAUUGCAGAGGAGAGUAAACUGCGCCUAGAACGAUUCAUCAUUGGAUCACGUCCACUGAAAGUAGAAUUUAAAAAGAAAGAAAAAGCAUCUACAGAGCGAGAACGUAUUGCAAUACUGCAGCAAUUGGUAAGGAAUCUUCGUGUAAGUACGGAACAUGAGGGAUUUAUAUACCAACUUGUGGAUAUUUCUAAGGAUGAACUAAAGGCGUUAAAGCAACUCUGUCACUCCUAUGAUCUCUCCUUUGAACUCGGUGAGCAUAGUGUGACUGUUCGACGUAUUUUGCCUGGCAGUGGACGUCCAUCACCCGCACUGCGACCUGGUGCUGCUCAGCAAUCGUCCUUAAGUACUGUGAACUUUACACAGCCAACUCCCGCUUCACUGCGGCCUAUGGGAUUUAAGGGCAUCAGUCACUGGCGGGAGAUUCGCAAUAAUGCCGUGCGACUGGGAAUUGCACGGCCAAAGGGACCUGGUGAUGUCCCGCCGUUCGCACCAGGCCGUGGUCGUCCACUGUAA